Molecule: messenger RNA, 747 nt
Organism: Raphanus sativus (radish)
Lineage: Eukaryota; Viridiplantae; Streptophyta; Magnoliopsida; Brassicales; Brassicaceae
Product: glycine-rich RNA-binding protein GRP2A
Exons: 2
Coding region: 58-570 (170 amino acids)
Molecular function (GO): RNA binding
Source: RefSeq, a predicted model, not a curated record
CCUUCAGUUCAUCACACAUUCUCUCUUCACUACAAAACCUAGAUCUCUUUUAAAACAAUGGCGUCCGCUGAUGUUGAGUACCGGUGCUUCGUCGGAGGUCUAGCAUGGGCCACCGAUGAGAGAUCUCUCGAGACCGCCUUCUCUCAGUUCGGCGAGCUUGUUGAUUCCAAGAUCAUUAACGAUCGUGAGACGGGAAGAUCAAGGGGAUUUGGGUUCGUCACUUUCAAGGAUGAGCAGGCCAUGAAGGACGCCAUCGAAGGGAUGAACGGACAGGAGCUUGACGGUCGCAGCAUCACUGUGAACGAGGCUCAGUCCCGAGGAAGCGGCGGCGGAGGUGGUGGACGUGGUGGUGGCGGUGGAUACCGCGGUGGUGGUGGUGGUGGAUACGGAGGUGGCGGUGGUUACGGAGGUGGAAGACGCGAGGGUGGAUACAGUGGUGGUGGAGGUGGCUACUCCUCAAGAGGAGGUGGUGGCGGAGGAUACGGUGGAGGUGGAAGACGUGAGGGUGGGGGUUACGGAGGUGGUGAAGGUGGAGGUUACGGAGGAGGCGGCGGUGGUGGUGGUUGGUAAUUAGAUUAGGUGUGUGAGACCGUUACGUUUCUGGUUCGGGUUUUAUUGUUCUCUUAUGUGUUCUGCUGUCUGGUUCUGCUGUCUGGUUCUGGUUUGUGCUGUUUUGGAUUGUAACAGUUCGUGAUUAGGUAUCUGAUAUCUGGAAACGCAAUGUUAAAUCAAUUAUCUUUCUCUCAA